This is a messenger RNA of Laetiporus sulphureus 93-53, 1026 nucleotides long. RefSeq names its product mitochondrial genome maintenance MGM101. Gene Ontology annotation, biological process: recombinational repair; interstrand cross-link repair. The record is from RefSeq and is a predicted model, not a curated record. The coding region runs from base 98 to 949 and encodes 283 amino acids. Gene Ontology annotation, molecular function: single-stranded DNA binding. Gene Ontology annotation, cellular component: mitochondrial nucleoid; mitochondrial chromosome. NCBI's taxonomy places the organism in Eukaryota, Fungi, Basidiomycota, Agaricomycetes, Polyporales, Laetiporaceae. The transcript has 5 exons.
CGUCCAUCACCCAGGUCCCAAAGCGCCGUGGGCUAAAGGGGCGAGCGAUUUCUCUCACAUCCUCAUCCUCGACGGCUCAGUUGCGAUUGUAUUCAACAUGGCUAGCCGGGUCGCCUUCUGCGGUAUAUCCGCAUUGAGAUCGUCAUGUCGAGUUCCUUUGGUUUCCAGCAGGACGUACGCAGGUGCCGCAAGCAGCGCGCUGCACGCGCGCAAAACUUUCUUGUCCAAGAACAAGAACACUAGUCCAGUGGCGAAAGCCAGCACAACUGUCGGUAGUACGGUAGCCGAUGAAGUAUCAGACCAGGACGUUUCUCCAGAAGCCGUCUCUACGCCUUUGGAAAGCGAUCGAUCGUCUUCGAGAUCACAAACCGCGUCCUCAUCGUCGUCGCCCCUCGGUGCUGACCAGUCUGACUCAUCUGACGGGACUGUUGACUGGUCCAAUGGGUACCAAGGACUGUCGGCGAAGCCGUUCCCGAAGGAGACCAUUGACCUGCUGCUCGCACCCGUUGAUCCCGAGGAUGUGGAGGUCAAGCCUGAUGGCAUGAUUUACCUCCCUGAGAUCAAGUACCGUCGCGUUCUGAAUAAGGCGUUUGGACCUGGUGGUUGGGGCUUAGCACCGUGGAGCAAGUUAGAUAUCGGCCCAAAGGUCGUGAGCAGGGAGCAUGCUCUCUUUUGUCUAGGGCGACUCGUCGCCGUUGCGCGGGGAGAACAGGAGUACUUUGAUCCUGAUGGCAUUGCGACUGCGUCGGAGGCCUGCAAGAGUAAUGCCUUGAUGCGUUGCUGCAAGGACCUUGGUAUCGCCAGUGAACUUUGGGAUCCGCGCUUUAUUCGCGAGUUCAAGGCAAAGUACGCUGUGGAGGUAUUUGCAACGCAUGCUGUCACGAAGAAGGCGAAGAAGCUUUGGAGACGCAAGGACCAGCCCAAGUUCGAGUAUCCGUACCGGGAGUGAUGGAAGUCUCUGCAUACUUGUUUCUUGGCAAUGUAAUAUUAGUCUUUGGCGCUGUCAGCUAGCGUGGAUGAACCCCA